UAUCUGUGUGCAUGUAUUUCUGGGGGACAACCAGUGAAACAAGGAUACCUCAGAGGAAAUGAUGUGAAAAGAAUGAAGGGACGAAGGGAGAUAGGGGGGACAGGCUCGUGAAUAACAGCACCUCCUUUCCGUGCGCCUGCUCCGCAGCUUGGCUCCCCCCGGUCUCCUGCUCCCGGUGCGGCUGCGCUCCGCUGCGCUGGUGCCAGUGGGCCAUGUGGACGCGGCUCCCCUGCUGUGCACUCUCUCUCCUGCCGCUGCUCCUGCUCCUGCUGCUGAGCGAGUGGGCGGGGCGGGCUCUCUCCUCCCCGCACCUGCUGCUGCGGCCGCGGGAGCGCGAGCGCGAGCGCGACCCGGCCGCCUCCAUGAACUUCAACAUCGCCGUGAUCCACGCGGGCGCCAGUGCCCACGCGGAGGCGGUGGCGUCGGGGGCCGGGGGCCGGGUGGUGUACCCGGGGUUCGGCCGCGUCUACAGCAGCCUGGGGGAGAGCGUCGUCACACAGUGGGGCUCUGCCAACGUCAUCUGGCUACAGGUGAAUGACAGCAGCCCCAGGACCCUGCUCUCUCAGCUGUGUGACCUGCUGUACGCGAGGCCUCUGCAGGGGCUGGUCUAUGAGGAGGAGAGGCCGCCGCCCCUGGCCUGGGGCCCCCUGGCCCCCAUGCUGGAGUUCGUCUCGGCCCAGACCGGGCUUCCCAUCGUGGCCGUCGGUGGCGGAGCAGGUCUGGGGAGAGUGCCGCAGGAGACGGGCUCCAUCUUCCUGCAGUUCAGCGCCUCCACGGCCAUGCAGCUGGAGGUGAUCUUUGAGGUCAUGGAGGAGUACGACUGGACGGCCUUCUCGCUGGUGGCCACUCGUCACCACGGCUACCAGGACUUCCUGUCGAUGGUGGAGGGUCUGACGGACGGCUCCUUCAUCGGCUGGGAGAAGAAGAGCGUGGUCAUGCUGAACCUGACGGACGACCCCGGCGGCGCACGGACACGCCGGCUACUCAAGGACAACGAAGCGCAGGUGCGGCUGCUGUACUGCUCGCAGGAGGAGGCUGAGAUGGUCUUCCGGGCGGCCUGGGCAGCGGGUCAGGCGGGGGCCUCUCACGUCUGGUUUGCCGUGGGGCCCGCGCUGUCAGGCCUGGGCCUGGAGGGUCUCCCCAAGAGGCUGUUCGCUGUGCGGCCGCAGGGCUGGAGGGACGAGCCCCGGAAGAGGAUCGCACAAGGAGUGUCCGUGUUGACCCACGGCGCGGUGGCAUUGCGCAAAGACACAGGGGGGACUAACUUUGUCACCAACUGUCAAACGGACGCCAACAGCACGUUCAGAGUGCACGGCAGGAUAAAGUACUUCAGCAAUAUCACCCUCGCCGGGCGAGACUACUCCUUCAACAGUGAUGGCCUCCUGGCCAGUCCGUCUCUCGAUGUCAUUUCCUACAACCUGGACAGAGGCUGGGAGGAUGUAGGAUCGUGGGAGAACGGCGUGUUGCGGCUGCGCUACCACACCUUCUCCCGCUACGGCCAGUUCCUGCAGCCGCCCGACGACGCACAGCACUUGCACGUGGUCACUUUGGAGGAGCGCCCGUUCGUCAUCGUGGAGCUGGCGGACGCCGCCUCGGGCACCUGCAUUCGAGACUCCGUCCCGUGCCGCAAGUCCCUCAAUAGCAGUUCCAUCCAGGAGGGGGUGGCCCCUGUGAAGCAGUGCUGCAAGGGCUUCUGCAUCGACAUCCUGAAGCGCUUGGCCCGCAUCGUAGGCUUCACCUAUGACCUCUACCUGGUCACCAAUGGCAAGCACGGCAAGAAGAUUGACGGCGUCUGGAACGGAAUGGUGGGAGAGGUGGUGUAUAAGCGUGCUGAUAUGGCCAUCGGUUCUCUCACCAUCAACGAGGAGAGAUCAGAGGUGGUGGACUUCUCCGUACCUUUUGUGGAGACGGGCAUCAGUGUCAUGGUCUCCCGUAGCAACGGCACCGUCUCUCCUUCUGCCUUUCUUGAGCCUUACAGUCCAGCUGUGUGGGUAAUGAUGUUUGUGAUGUGCCUGACGGUAGUUGCGGUGACCGUCUUCAUCUUUGAGUUCUUCAGCCCCGUCGGCUACAACCGCAGCCUUCAGAGUGCCAAAAAAGCUGGAGGGUCAAAGUUCACCAUAGGGAAGUCCAUCUGGCUCCUGUGGGCCCUGGUCUUUAACAACUCUGUGCCUGUGGAGAACCCCAAGGGCACCACCAGUAAAAUCAUGGUGCUGGUGUGGGCCUUCUUUGCUGUCAUCUUCCUGGCCAGCUACACUGCCAACCUGGCUGCCUUCAUGAUCCAAGAGGAGUACAUUGAUACUGUGUCGGGCCUUAGCGACAAGAAGUUCCAACACCCCGAAGAUCAGUACCCCCCUCUGAAAUUUGGUACGGUUCCUAACGGCAGCACGGAGAAAAACAUCCGCAGUAAUUACCCCGACAUGCAUCAGUACAUGGUCAAAUACAACCAGAGGGGCGUGGAGGAGGCCAUCGUUAACCUUAAGUCAGGGAAGCUGGAUGCCUUCAUCUACGAUGCGGCGGUGCUGAACUACAUGGCCAGGAAGGACGAGGGCUGCAAGGUGAUGACCAUCGGCUCGGGGAAGGUCUUCGCCACCACGGGCUACGGCCUGGCCCUCAUCAAGAACUCCCGCUGGAAGAGGCCCCUGGACCUGGCGCUGCUUCAGCUCGUAGGAGACGAUGAGAUUGAGAUGCUGGAACGCCUCUGGCUGUCGGGCAUCUGCCACAACGACAAGAUCGAGGUGAUGAGCUCCAAGCUGGACAUCGACAACAUGGCGGGGGUCUUCUACAUGCUGCUGGUGGCCAUGGGCCUCAGCCUGCUGGUCUUCGCCUGGGAGCACCUGGUCUACUGGAAGCUGCGCCACUGCAUGAGCGGCAUGGGGGAGGCCGGCAAACUCGACUUCCUGCUGGCCUUCAGCAGGGGCAUGUACAGCUGUUGCAGCUUUGUGGACGAGACCGUGCAGGCAACCAAAGUCACCGUGGCCUCCCAUCACCACGGCGGCGCCUCCGUGGUCCAGGCCCAGCCUCCCACCCACAUCGUGCCGGCCGCCGUCUCCAACCCCGCCAUGGCGCUGGCAGCCCAGCAACAGCAGCAGCAGCAGCAAGUUCCAUCUCAGCAGCCGCCGCAGCAGCAGCCCCCGCCCUCGUACAAAUCCCCUCUCCCUGCCUCGUCGCCUACUGGGGUGCACGCCGGGGCCGGACUGGGUGGUGCCGUCAACCCCCCUCUCAUGGGUGCCCCGCUCCCCAUCUCCACCUUCCUGGCCCGGCCUGACCGCAGGCUGGCCGUGGUGGACCGCUGGAGGCUCCCCAAAACGGCGACCGCCCCUGCUCCGCUGGGCGUGGUGAGGGGAGGCAUGACCGAGAUGACGGCUUUCCCUCCGAAAGUGCCGACGGGUUGGACAGGAGCUCCUGUAGGAGUACAGGUAGGAGGUGUUGGUGUUGGUGUUGGUGGUGUUGGUGUUGGUGGUGGAGGAGUGGCGGUGGCGGCGGCAGCGGCGGGGCUGGAUGGAUAUAAGCGCUACUACGGACCCAUAGACCCUGAGGGACUGGGGCCCUGUGUGGAACAACAGCAGACAGGCUCCCAGACCCCCAAAACCAUCCCCAGGGGCCACGCGCAGCAGCCGCCGCCCCCCGCCACAGUGGCGUACUACCAGGAGGUCAAGGCCAUGGACCACGGGGUGGGGAAGAAGGUGGUGGUGGGUGGCAGCGGAGGGGGUCAGGGGAAGGGGGUGAAGCCUUUGGGGACCCCCCGGCUGCCUGGCAAGAGCCAGCCCCAGCCCCAACAGUCCCUCGGCCCGCUGGCCCCUAACCCCCCGCUGCAGCACCCCUCUCCCCCUCUCCCCUCAUCCUUCUGGAGGAAGCGGCGGCCCAAGAAGCAGCCCAAAGAGCCGGGCGGCCCGCUGUACGAGAACAUCCUGCCCCUGGGCCGCAGGGGCGGGAGCCGGGACGGGGUCCGGGAGCUGGGGGGUGGCGGCAGGCGGGGUCGUCCCUCGCCCCCCCUCCCAAUCCCCGUGCCUGUUCCUGUGUCCCCUUCCUACACUCCUCCCACGCCCUCUCCGUCGCUGCCCUACCUGUCCACCUCCUCGUCCUCCAGCACCUCGAGCUCCACCACCUCCUCGUCUGCCUCCUCGUCGCGCUCCACCUCCCCUUCGUCCACCACCACCACGUCAUCACAGAGCACCAGGGACGUGGAAGAGGAGGAGGAGGAGGAUCUGGACGAGCUGACGGAGGAGUCCAGCCUGCUGCAGGAGCACACGGUGAAGCGAGACCGCACGCGCUCACUCCUGUCUCCCCGAUCGCUCACCCACGGGCCCCCGCCUCCACCCAUACCUCCACGCAAACCGCGGGGGCCCAAAGGCGAGAAGGAGAGGGAGCGAGAGCGCGAGAGGGAGCGAGGAGGCAGCCAGCUGGCGCAGCUGCAGGAGUGGUGGGCGGGAUGGGGCGAACGGGAGCGCGACAGGAGCGGAGGCGGCGACUCGGCCGAGCGGAGGCGCGAGAUGAAGCGCAGGAAAGACCGGGAGAAAGAAAGGGAGAAGAAGAAGAAGAAGAAAAAGAACAAGAAGAGAAAAAAGCGGGAGAAGAGAGAGCGGGAGCGGGAGAGGGAGAGGAAGCGGCGCAAGGUGAAAAAGAAAAAGAAAAAAGCCAUGAAGACAAAGAGGAGGAAGAAAUCCAUCGUCAGCAAGCACUCCGAGCCGGAGGAGGGAGACGUGGAGGCCGAGAGGGAGGGAGACGGAGAGGGGGAGAGAGAGGGAGAAUACUCCUCCUUCUCAACGCAGUACCGCAGCACAUUCGGGGAGAAGAGUCGAGAGUCGGCCUGGGAAGGAGAGAGGGAGAGAGGCGGCGGGAGGAGAGGAGAAGGUGGAGAGGAUGGAGGUGACAGGGGGGACGAGAGUGGCAGUAGGAGCCGCGAGAGGAGAACCAAGAGCACCACCUCCUCGCACUCUCAAGGCAGUAGGCCGCGCUCCUCCAGCAAGCGCUACGCCAACCUCAACAAGCUGCCCUCCUCCGUCAAGUUCUGGGUGAGCGGCGGAGGUGGCGGUGGCGGAGGCGGAGGAGGUGCGUCGGCCACCGAGCCGGGUCCCCCCGGGUCGCCCCCGUCCUCCCUCCACACGCUCUUCCCCUCCGCCAAGCGGCGACGGAGCAGCAACCUGACGGAGAGGGACUCGGAGGGCCGCGCCGGGGAGCGCCGGCCGCUGCUGCUACACUACGACCGGGGACGGGCGCCCACCCGAGAGGGCCUCUCCUUCCACGAGUGGGACUCGGAAGAGGAGGAGGAGGAGGAGGACGAUGAGGACGAGGACGAGGACGACGAUGAUGAGGACGAGGAGGAAGAAGAGCAGAGGGAGAGGGUCAGGCAGAGGGUGGAGGCGGUGGUGAGGGGCGCCGCCGGGAGAGGUGCCGUGUCGGAAUCAGAGAGGGACAGGGUGCGGGUGGAGGAGAGCUACUCCGACGAGGGCUCGUCUGGAGAGUUUGGCCGCUUCGAGAGGUACUGGGAGGGCACCGGGGGGGCGGUGGGACCCGCGGGCAAUAGCGGCAUCGGGGGAGGGGGCUGGUUCUUUGGCACGUACCCGGCCAGGGAGAAAGGCGGGAGCAUCAACAGUCGAGACGACUCCGUCCUGGGCCGCUCGGAGGGUUGGGGAGGGGUGAGCGGGGACUUCUGGGGCUCGGGCGCGGGCGUGGGCUGGGGAUCUGGUGGAGGCAGCGGCGGCCUGGGUGCUCAGUGGCCGCCCCCUCCAACAGCUCUCCCGCCCCCCAGGCGCUACUGGUCGGUAGACAAGCUGCCCAUGAAGGGCGAUAAGAGGCUAAGAGGGAAGGGAAAGGGAGGUCGUCGCGGCGGUGGCGGCGGCGGGGGGGAGAUGGACGACGGCACGUGCGCCCAGUGCACCCCGCACCACCACAGCCGGCGCCACUCGCGCUCCAAACGCGGCAGCGUGCCCUCCCACAGCCAGGAGGAGCUGCUCCCCCACUGCCACAGCUUUAGCGGGGGCACGCGGCCCAAACCCCUGCCCCCCACGCCGGACGCCCCCAAAUCCGGCAGCCAGUCCAACAUCAGCACACAGCAGCAGGCUCAGCUCGGGGGCGAGCACCCAUCGCAGCCGUCCCCCUCGUCCCCGCAGCCCCUGCUCUCCCCCGGCGGCGGCAGCUCCUCCCUGCCCAUGCCCAUGCCCAUCCCCCCGCCCCCCUCGUCCGCCUCGGCCUCCCCGCCCGCGCUCUCCCCGGGGCCGGGCUCAGGCGGCCAGGUGGUGACCUCCAGCGCCAAGCUCCAGUACCAGAGACUGCGCUCUGUGCCCCAGCCCCGCCGCUUCUACUCGCCGCACCUCCCGCUCAAAGCCAAGAGCCUGUGCUCGCGCCGCGGCUCCGCACACUUCUCCAGCCUGGAGAGCGAGGUAUGACAGGGGGGGAGCGAGCGAGAGGAGGGGGCUGGUGCUCCGGGACGGCGGCUGCGUGUGCGCGUGCGCUCCGUGGUCCGCCGCUGCUGGAGCGUCACGCACAUCCACGCCACGACAACGGCGACGGCGACAAUGCGAGGCCUCGAGGACGAGCGCUACUACAGCGACAGUGCCGGAGCUGAUGGCGGGGGAGACUCCUCAGCCGGGUCCUCCUCGGUCUCGCUCGGCGCCCCCUGGGGGAGCCCAGCCAUCCUGC
Messenger RNA from Engraulis encrasicolus (European anchovy), 6639 nucleotides. It is a transcript of the gene grin2db, whose product is annotated as glutamate receptor ionotropic, NMDA 2D. Gene Ontology annotation, cellular component: plasma membrane; NMDA selective glutamate receptor complex. Bases 213 to 6386 code for a protein of 2057 amino acids. Gene Ontology annotation, biological process: long-term synaptic potentiation; excitatory postsynaptic potential; monoatomic ion transport. Gene Ontology annotation, molecular function: NMDA glutamate receptor activity. The record is from RefSeq and is a predicted model, not a curated record. The transcript has 15 exons. Lineage: Eukaryota; Metazoa; Chordata; Actinopteri; Clupeiformes; Engraulidae.